Molecule: messenger RNA, 1934 nt
Organism: Lottia gigantea (owl limpet)
Lineage: Eukaryota; Metazoa; Mollusca; Gastropoda; Lottiidae
Exons: 3
Coding region: 220-1446 (408 amino acids)
Source: RefSeq, a predicted model, not a curated record
GGAAUCACACGCUUAGCUUCAGUAAAAGCAAUAAACGUUUAUCAAAUGGCAUUAUGUAGGAUACCUGGACACAAUUACAUGUUUUUAAGGGUUCGGAAUAUUUUAUUGUAUAAAACAAAAGAUAUGUAUAGCAUGCCGUAAUUAUAGAUAGUGUAUUUCAAAUUCCGGAUGUAGUGAGAGGAAGACUUAAUUAGGGUAAUGGAACUGCUAUAACUUAUAAUGACAUCUACUUUACGAUACGCCAGAGGCAAGGAAGUUGGGGCGGUAGCUUUCAACAUUAAAGAACAGAAAUUCCUAGAAAAAACCAUGCAGACUAUAGAAAUUGAGAGAAAUUAUUCCCUUAAACUGUUGGAUUUAAACCACAGAAUAGUGAGAGUUAAUCAUAAGAAACUCAAAGAUCGGGUGGGCAGGAUUCAAUCACACUUAAAAGCUGAUGAAAUCCAAGAACUACGCGACAAAGAAGCGACUGGUGAUUUGAAAAUAUCUUCCAAUUGUAUUAAUCUAGGAAGUGCAAGGAAAAUUGCAUCUGCCGCUAAAAGGUUGCACCUUUCGGAAUCUUUCAAAAGACCUUCGUCACAUGCUACACCAAGAAUGCCCCCUGAAACAGCUGUAUUACUCUUUCGACCCCAUUCUGUUUCCGGUGCAUUCAUGAACGCUCCUAUUACUUCCGGACAUCAACAUCGACACCAUACACAUUUAAAAAGUAAUAAUGACCCAGGAGUUAAUGAUAGUGUAUCUUCAAAAACUAGUGAUGAUUCUUCUGAUGCUGUGGACAAUGCUACUCACCUACCACGUCCGAAUACCACAGUGGGCGCUACCAGAACUCGUUCAGCUCUUUUGCCAAGUCUUUCUACUGCUCCAGCUCAAUCUACCACUCAAAUGUCAACCAACAGCCAACGGGAAUCUAACCCUGGCUUCUCCUCUCAUAAUCCUCUUUCAAGAACACUGUCAAGAUCACACUCGUCUUGUAGAGCUUCGGGGGUAGUGGACGAAGCGAUCGAAAGCAAUUUGGGAGAGGACAUUUACGAAGAGAGACGCCAAGACUUACUUCGUUUUCAAGAAGCACACGCUUUAGUUUUGGAAAAGCGGAAAGAUGAGUUUAUAAAAGAUGUAGAUAGUUAUAUAGAAGAGAUUAAACUGGCGACCAAAAGAAAGAAAAUACCACAAUUUCUAGAGAGAACUUGCUCUGAAAAUGAAUCUGACAAUGGGGAACAUUCAUUUGAAAAAUCACCUAUACCACGACGACGUGUCGAUUUCGAUGGCAUCCCGACCCAUAUGCCGGAAUUUGAAUAUGCCAAACGCAUAGAAAAUCUUUGGAGUGGAAUGACUAAAUGCCGAUAUUUACGAAUACCUGAUGAAAUAUUAGACUUGUCGGGAAUAAAGACAUUAGCCAAGGAUCAGUUUCAAUUACAUACUGUAUGGAAAGAUAAUGCACCUGUUAACUGAUUCCUUUAUCUCCAUGAGCGUUUUUCCUGCAAUUUCGUUUUCAUUUUAUUUUGGGAAAGACCCCAUCUGUGAAUUACUACCCCCUGUAUGUGAUAGAUCGUUUCAGGCGUCAGUCGUCAGGCACUUGAUGAUUCUACUUCGGAUAGUCGGAAUUGCUAUCAUGUGUGUUUGACUUCUGAAAAUUUACGCCGUUAGAGAAUUUGUCAUCACAUAUGCUCAUUUUUCAAGGACAUUGAUUUUAAACCCUGCUUGCUUGUGAAUGUGGAAACCCUGGAUAUUUCAUCAUGUUUCAGUGAACACAAACUGCUGAUAUAUUUGCCCAACAGUAAUCCACACUAAUUGAACUAAUUCAAGAACCGUUAUAUAUACUAAAUUCUCUUGAAAUGAUUUAAUAUAAAUAAAUCUCGAACAUAAUGAGAUAGAAAUACCUUAUGCUUUCAUUUGAUCCAAAUAACGAUCCGAAAGAAAAGUAAAAUAUAUGAUUUUCC